UUCACGGAAUCCGCUGUCGCUCUAAAACCUGCUUUCAGCGGCCGAGUUCCGGCGUCAUUCUGGAAAUGACCGGCCGCGCGCUGUCCCGUGAGCGCGGAGAGAGGCGGGAUCUAUCGGGGUGACGGGGCCGCACGCGAGGGCCGAGGGCACCGGCGACUUUUUCCACUCAAGUUUUAUUUUCACUAACUUGGCGCGAUCCAUUCACCGGGUUCCGCUGUUGCGACAGAUUCGGGUGAAUUAUCAUCUUAACUGGGCUCGUGUGGUGAGAGCGAUCGCGAAGAAUCCGCUCCGGCUGGAUUAUGUGCGUGUUUUUGUUUUUUUGUUUUUCCUUUUUAUUUAACGUUAGGUGUGGAGUGAUUUGGGAUAGUACGACCGCUUGACGACUUCAAGUUUAUUUGGGAAGAAACUUUUUUUUUCACAUCGAAGGAAAUAACGCGGGGAAUCUAAUAUUUCUGUCACUUUUAUUUUGGAUUUGUGGCACGUUGUGAAUUGUACGAUCGAACUAAACCGAGAACUUUCCACCCAACCCUUCUCUUUCGUAUGUAACCUAGUGUGUGAUCCAGCAGCCGGCUGUUCAUGCAAACAGGUGUUGACGACUAAAACGGCUUGAUUUUUAGUUUCAGCAGUAGUGAGACAUUUCUGCCCAUAAUUGUAUGCUUUGCUAAACCUCUGUUGAAGCCCCUUUUCUGACCCCUGUGGCCGGGCGCGAGUUAGCUAGCUAGGCUAACCGUCCCGUAAAAGCGGUGCUUACAGGCGAUUGGUCAGCAGUUAUCAUGGCCUCGUCUUCAGUGAAGGUGGCAGUCCGCGUGCGGCCCUUCAACAACCGCGAGACAAACUGUGGAGCCAAGUGUGUGAUACAGAUGCAGGACAAGUCCACCUGCAUUGCCAACCCCAAGCAGCCCAAAGAUACUCCCAAGAGCUUCACUUUUGACUACUCAUAUUGGUCACACAGCACGGAGGAGGACCCAUCCUUCACCUCCCAGAGGCAGGUCUACCUGGACAUCGGAGAGGAGAUGCUGCUGCAUGCCUUCGAGGGCUACAACGUGUGCAUCUUCGCUUACGGCCAGACCGGAGCCGGCAAGUCCUACACCAUGAUGGGCAAGCAGGAGCCCAACCAGCAGGGAAUCAUACCACAGCUUUGUGAAGACUUGUUCAGACGAACUGCAGAAAAUACUGACCCCGACCUGUCCUUCUCUGUGGAGGUCUCAUACAUGGAGAUCUACUGUGAGCGUGUGAGGGAUCUGCUGAAUCCCAAGUGCAGAGGGCCCCUGCGGGUCCGAGAACACCCCAUCAUGGGCCCGUACGUAGAAGACCUGUCCAAGAUGGCUGUCACCGACUACAGCGACAUUGCCGAUCUAAUGGACUGUGGAAACAAGGCCAGGACAGUAGCUGCUACAAAUAUGAAUGAGACCAGCAGUCGCUCUCAUGCAGUGUUCACCAUCCUCUUCACCCAGCACCGUCAUGACCAGAUGACUAACCUGGACACAGAGAAGGUGAGCAAGAUCAGCCUGGUUGACCUGGCAGGAAGUGAAAGAGCAGAUUCUUCCGGAGCAAAGGGAAUGAGGCUAAAGGAAGGUGCCAAUAUAAACAAGUCUUUGACAACACUGGGUAAAGUCAUCUCAGCACUGGCAGACAUGCAAAGCACCAAGAAAAGGAAGUCUGACUUCAUUCCCUACAGAGACUCUGUACUGACCUGGCUACUGAGAGAGAACCUGGGUGGGAAUUCACGCACAGCCAUGAUUGCUGCCCUGAGCCCAGCAGACAUCAACUAUGAGGAAACGCUUAGUACACUCAGGUACGCAGACCGUGCAAAGCAGAUUCGCUGUAAUGCCGUCAUUAAUGAAGAUCCCAAUGCUCGACUGGUUCGAGAGCUGAAAGAGGAAGUGAAACGCCUCAAAGAACUGCUGCUCUCACAGGGCCUCAGUGAGCUUAUUAUUGCUACAGGUGUAUCCCAGCAUCCCCUUCUUCCUGAGCCCCAGAUUGUUAGUGAUACUCCAAUGGAAGACUUGGGUCCAAGCAGCCCAAAGAACCCCAUCAGCAAAGAGGAGGCAGUGGAGAGACUGAAGGAGACUGAGAAGAUCAUUGCUGAGAUGAAUGAGACGUGGGAGGAAAAACUGCACAAGACUGAAGCCAUCCGGCAGGAGAGAGAGUCCCUGCUGGCAGAGAUGGGGGUGUCUAUAAGAGAAGAUGGCGGCACCGUCGGAGUGUUCUCCCCCAAAAAAACUCCCCAUCUGGUGAAUUUGAAUGAAGACCCUCUAAUGUCUGAGUGCCUACUGUAUUACAUUAAAGACGGAAUAACUAGGGUUGGACAGGAGGAUGUAGAUAUUCGACUAAGUGGUCAGUUUAUAAAGGAGCUGCACUGUGUUUUCUGUAGUGAAGUAGAGGACAAUGGAGAGGUGGUCGUCACUCUGGAGCCGCUAGUCGGAGCAGAGACGUAUGUCAAUGGGAAGCAGAUCACAGAAGGCGUCGUGCUCAAACAAGGUAACCGCAUUGUGAUGGGGAAGAACCACGUGUUCCGUUUUAACCACCCCGAGCAGGCGCGGCUGGAGAGGGAGCGCAACGCAGCCCAGGACCAGCAGGGGGAGCCGGUGGACUGGAGCUAUGCACAGAAAGAGUUGCUUGAGAAGCAAGGCAUCGACAUCAAACAGGAGAUGGAGAGAAGGCUGCAAGAUUUGGAAAAUCAGUAUCGCAAGGAGAAAGAAGAGGCUGACCAGCUGCUGGAACAGCAGAGACUGUAUGCAGACUCUGACAGUGGUGAUGACUCUGAUAAACGUUCCUGUGAGGAGAGUUGGAGGCUCAUCACUUCCCUCCGAGAGAAACUACCAGCCAACAAGGUGCAGUCUAUAGUGAAGAAGUGCGGUUUGCCGAGCAGCGGGAAGCGCCGGGAGCCUCUGCGUGUCUAUCAGAUCCCACAGCGACGGCGUCUUCCUGCAGGCCUCGGAGCCAAACCUCACCCCAGCUUGGACGACCUCCGCACACAGGCCAUCAAAGAGAUCUGCUACGAGGUGGCACUGGGAGACUUCCGGCACACGCGGCAGGAGAUUGAGGCUCUGGCCAUCGUGCGGAUGAAGGACCUGUGCAGGACGUAUGGGCUGCGUGACCCGCAGGAGCGGGACAGCUGGCGCAGCGUGGCCAGGGAUGUGUGCAACACGGUGGGCAUCGGCGACGACGAGGGCGACCGAGAAAGGAGGGCGGAGCCGGACGACAAAGAGGCCCCGCCUACGGCAGGAGGGAGGGAGAAGGUCACGGUGGGAGGGAGAGCGGAUAUGGGUGAGCUGAAAGCGCACAUCGACAAGCUGACGGACAUUUUACAGGAGGUGAAGAUCCAGAACAACAUGAAGGAUGAGGAGAUCAGGGCACUCAGAGGCCGCAUGGCGAAGAUGGAGAAAGUGUUUCCAGUAGGACUGCAGGGAGAUGAAGACGACUCCAUGGCAGACGUGAGCGGAGCUAGAGGCGAAGAUGUGGUGGGCCAAAGUAGUUGGUAUGGUGAGGACGACUCUGGGUAUCGUCGAGGUCGCCACAGGUGGCAGUACCCUGACAAGUUCCAAGACCCUAAGCGCCGCCGGGACAUGGGCUCCCAGUCCGACAGCACCCCCUACACCCCUCCAGCGGGACGCCCUCAAAACCCAUUCAGCGCUGGCACAGGGCGCCUUCAGAACAACUUCUCCACGCAGCCGUCCACGCGUAACUCCAACGGCCUGUUCCUUCCAGGGACGGGUCGCUUCCUGCCCCCCCUGGAGAGAAAGCUGCUAUUCCCUUUUAAGGGCAACCCCCAGCACAGGGGCUUCCACUGGGGUCCUUCGGCCAAUCAGAGGGAAGGUGCGGACACGCAGGAUGGGAAGGAUUCUUCUUCCUUUGACGGGGGCUCCGUGCACACCUUUCAGUCCCCACCUUUGAACAAGGGCCAAUGGGCCAACAGCCACCACCAGCAACGCCGCAAUCAUGGCAACAGAGGCCACAGCAACCGUGGUAACCGGCAGCGAUCACGGAACCGAGGACGGAAUCCAUUUGACGGGUAUGUACAGCACGAGCCAAACGUGAACGCUGACUGGAAAGAUGGCGGAAUGGGCCAAGUGGAGCAAAAUCAUGGGAGGGAAAGGUAUAUUUGGUGCAGUCCAAACUCAAGCUCAGGGCAAGAAGACAACCACUGCCAACAGAACCAGCACCUGAACCAGCAGCAGGGCAAACAGGGGUUCCACAAACAGCAUAGCCAACAACCAGGUUAUUAUCUGCCCCCCCACCGUCAGCCCAGCCCCACUGAGAAGACCCAAAAGGCUUCAGGAUCCAGCCCUAAUACCCCACUCACCCAAGAGGAGCACACCACACCUAUGGAAACCUGAUUGGCUCUUUUGACUGAGAUGGCAACCAAUGGCAAUGAAAGUGGAAUGGAGGGUCUGAUGAAGUUAAUUGGAAAGUUUAGAUGUUUUUGACUUUGACUGCUUGUGCAGUGGUGACACUUUGUAGGAAACUGGAAUGUGUCAGGAUGGUCAAAAAAGGCUCAUGGUAGCCACUUCAACCAUCCCCAAACACAUCCAGUAUUAUCUGAAAUAUGCUGGAAGCUAUUAUUGUUUGAUGUAAUGCACCUCAUAUUACCCUGGGGAAACACACACACAUACUCUACACGUGCUUUUCACACCAAUGCAGUCUCUUAGCACCAAGGUGUGAGUGUUGAGAGCGCAGUGAGCUUGAAGCAGUUUGCACUCUGGUUUCUCGCGAGGAUAUUUUACACAGGAACUCUUUUAGUGCAAUGACUCAGACUGUGAUUUUAUACCAGCAAAGCGCCCGUGUGGCUUUGUCCAUUUGGGCACCUGAGAAUCAUGUUUUCGGGCUGCACAUUUUGGGAGUCUUUACCUCAACUCCGUCUGUCGAGCUGUACUCCGUGCCUUAGGACAACUUCAUAUGCCUGGAAUCCUUCUGAACUUUUUAUACAUGUUGUCGUCACGUAUUGUAUAUUGAUUGUGUUUACAUGCGUUACGUUUACUGUGUAUAAUUGGCCCUGUUUGUACAUGGGAGAGAAGGGGCCUGCAGAUGGGAUUGUUGGUGCCUCGCUAUCAUGCGCAUUGUGGUAAUUUUAGAAGAUCGUUUCUUUCCAAAUGUGUAUAUUUGGAAACAGCUGCUGCAUAUCAUUGAUAAUUCUACCUUGUGUCUGCUGAAGAGCAUUGAAAGUGAUACCAAAGAGUUACCAGCUCCUGAGCACCUGCGCCCAUGGUGCUGUCAUUUCGACAUGCAUGUGGACAUGACACCCAAAGGGCGAUCAUUGUUAAGUCCUUAUUUUCUCCUGUUUCUUUUUUUUUUUUUUGUCUAACCAUCACUGUAUUCCUAUUCCUUUGAGACAGGUUUGAACUGUCUCUCCCCUUUAUAGGUGUAGUGAUUGACCAAUUUAGAUUGGGAACGUCACUAAUGAGUAAAGUCUAAAAAGACAAACCCCUUUAUUUACUUUGUUUUAUUGUAAAAACCUUUUUUUUUUUUUUUUUUUUACUUGUGGCUGUUUUAGUCACAUGCAAGUGCUCUUGUGGCAGUGACAUGCAACUGAAAAAAACAUUUGGCAAUUAAAACACUAUAUUAUCUUGCCUGACUAA
Electrophorus electricus (electric eel) is the source of this 5579-nucleotide messenger RNA. It is a transcript of the gene kif1ca, whose product is annotated as kinesin family member 1C, a. Gene Ontology annotation, biological process: microtubule-based movement. Gene Ontology annotation, molecular function: microtubule binding; microtubule motor activity; ATP binding. NCBI's taxonomy places the organism in Eukaryota, Metazoa, Chordata, Actinopteri, Gymnotiformes, Gymnotidae. The record is from RefSeq and is a predicted model, not a curated record.